Pelagomonas calceolata is the source of this 948-nucleotide messenger RNA. NCBI's taxonomy places the organism in Eukaryota, Pelagophyceae, Pelagomonadales, Pelagomonadaceae. The record is from the annotation of a GenBank genome assembly.
UUCGGCUAGCGUCGGUUUUGGUUGGACACGCGCUCUCCCCCGCUCUCCCGCUCUCCCGCUGAUCGGCAACAUUCAGUUAUUAGGAUUAAAGCGAGCCGCAGUGACUACACUUAAACCCGUAGAUCGAAUCGUCAAGCCGCGUACUCAUCGCGCAAACUGCGUCAAUUGUGGAGGGGCACACGAUCCGCUGUUUGGUGCGGGCGCCGCGAGAGGACGCGCCCGCGAUGAUCGUUGGCCCGCAUCAUUGGCCCGCAUCAUUGGCCCGCGGCCGCUCGCUGCACUGACACCACGUAGCGCUGAUUGCAAAAGCAUUCACUCAACCGCGUCCGCGCGCAGGUCGUCAACGCGUGCGUCCAGCCAUGAGGUCACUCUUGUGCGCGUGCGUCGCGGUCGCGGCGGUCUCGGCGCUGCAGCCCGUGUCGCGCCGCAACGGCCUGAAACACCUGGCUUCGGGCGGCGCGGCCCUGGCGCCUCUGCUCUACCCGGCCGCCGCCGAGGCGGCGUUCGGCAAGCCCAAGGCGUUGACCAAGAAGCAGCUCGCGGAGAAAGAAGCCCGCGAGAAGGAAGAGGCCGCGGCGGCCGCCGCGGCCCAGGCGGCCGCAGAUGCCGAGUCCGACGCGGAGGCCGCCGCGGCGCGCGAGCGGGAGGAGGCCGCGGCGGCCGCGGCCGCGAAGGCGGCGCGCGCCGACAACAAGGGGGGCAAGGGCCUCCGCCGUUCUUGCGCCUCGCGGAGCCAGUUCGUCCGGAACGGCGAGUGCGUCGACCGCUUCAAGGGCGACGUGCCCAAGGACGCGAUCCAGCGCAACCUGGGCAACGUCGCGGCGACGGGCGACAGCAUCAGCGGCACCUUCUCGAAGAUCGGCUACCGGCGCGUCUGCGACUCGCGGUCCCAGGUGCUCGUCGGCGGGGAGUGCGUCGGCCGCAACUAGGAUUAACACUUGAGUUUAA